UUUCCUUUGCUUAAUGGUAAUGUCCACCAGCCUCAAGUCCCCGCAGUGAGACGCUGCCGAGUGCCCGCCAUCAUCAAAGUCCGUUACAGUCAAAUCUCAGAGAUUCCCUCAAACUUUGAAAUUCUGUUUGGAUGGCUCUACAAGAAAGAAGAAAAGAAAGCUGCUUCGUGCUAAUGGAGAGCGAGGCUGAUGGCCCGUGUUCUCGUUUCACUGGAUUGGGUUGAAAUGGCUUCUGCACCUUUCCAAUUAGACAAGCCAGCUAGAAAAGGUCACCUGGCAUCAGAUAAGUGGCACUGCCACCGAUGAACAGCAUCUGCAAUUAACAGAGAGAUAACAGAGCUGUCCGCUGACUCGUUCCUCCUUAGCAUUUUCUCCCAAAAGGUCCCCGUGCCGCUAUCUGCACUACCUGAUGGCGUCACUGCCAGCGUGAUGGCAGACAGGGUUUAUAAGGAGACCUGAAGCCCGUGGAGGAGAUUGUCUGCCAGCACAGCAGGGAAAUAAUCCACAGCACGCACUCGUCUCGUCCCCCCGCCAGCAUGUCGAAGUUUGUGCUCGUCCUGACACUGUGGGUCCUGGUAUCGGAGAUGAGCCAAAAAUCAGAGGGACGAAAUCCAACCUACGGGGUCAAACUGUGCGGCCGGGAGUUCAUCCGUGCGGUCAUCUUCACCUGCGGAGGCUCCCGGUGGAGACGGGCUGCCAGAACAUCUCCAGGGGAGCUGCCGGACUUCUUCUCGGAUGUCGAGCGGACCCCUGAGGAGCAAACGGAAGAAAGCUGGAGCCCCGAUGCCGUCUCCGGCCUCUCGUAUAAAGACUACCCCGAAUUCGAGAGCCAGCCCUGGAGGGAGCAGCUCACCAGCAUGGCUUUCAGCCGGCAGAGCCGCAGCCCCAUCUCCGAGGAGGUGCUCGAGGCGUUGCGGACGUCGGACAGGAAGGGCCGGGAUGUGGUGGUCGGGCUGUCCAACGCCUGCUGUAAAUGGGGCUGCAGCAAAAGUGAAAUCAGCUCCCUGUGCUGAGAGGGGGCCGCCCGGGUGCUCCGAGCCUUUGUGUCCAGUUAAAUGGACGUCAGGCACUGGGAUUUCGGUCGUCGUUACGUGGACGGUCAAGUAGCCUGCCCUGCCUUUAAACUGAAGAAAUCUACAAACAUUCAACUCUUUAUUAAGUUUCAGCGCACCCUUUAUACCCCUUGAGCGGGGGGCUUGUUGAGCUGCAUGUAUACCAAUAAACACAGUCGCUGUUGUC
Messenger RNA from Erpetoichthys calabaricus (reedfish), 1239 nucleotides. It is a transcript of the gene rln3b, whose product is annotated as relaxin 3b. NCBI's taxonomy places the organism in Eukaryota, Metazoa, Chordata, Cladistia, Polypteriformes, Polypteridae. The coding region runs from base 537 to 1013 and encodes 158 amino acids. The transcript is spliced from 2 exons. The record is from RefSeq and is a predicted model, not a curated record. Gene Ontology annotation, cellular component: extracellular region. Gene Ontology annotation, molecular function: hormone activity.